Messenger RNA from Chanos chanos (milkfish), 3117 nucleotides. It is a transcript of the gene map3k9, whose product is annotated as mitogen-activated protein kinase kinase kinase 9. The record is from RefSeq and is a predicted model, not a curated record. Bases 1 to 3117 code for a protein of 1038 amino acids. NCBI's taxonomy places the organism in Eukaryota, Metazoa, Chordata, Actinopteri, Gonorynchiformes, Chanidae. Gene Ontology annotation, biological process: protein phosphorylation. Gene Ontology annotation, molecular function: ATP binding; protein binding; JUN kinase kinase kinase activity. The transcript has 11 exons.
AUGGAUGCCUUCAGAUCCCCUUUUGACAACAGUUUAACUAGUAACGGCUGCACGGCGCAAACACUGAAUAGAGGGUCUGAGACUGUCUGUUGGCCGGAUACAUGCGUCCCCGAAAAUGGCACUGCGGUUCCUGCCCCGGCAGUGCCACCCGUCUCUGGAUACUGGACAGCUGUCUUUGAUUAUGAUGCAAACGCUGAGGACGAGCUCAGCCUGCGAAAGGGGGACUUGGUGGAGGUCCUGUCAAAGGACUCUUUGGUGUCUGGGGACGAGGGUUGGUGGACGGGCAAGAUAGAGGACCGUGUCGGAAUCUUCCCGAGUAACUACGUUAUCAGUGGCAAUGACAUCUCAGAAAAGAUACGGGACUCGACCUCAGAGGAUUACGCCGACUAUUCGGUACCUCAGUUGCACCUGUUGGAGAUUGAGUUCUCAGAGCUGGUGCUGGAGGAGAUCAUCGGGGUCGGUGGUUUUGGGAAGGUGUACCGGGCAUUGUGGAGGGGUAACGAGGUGGCGGUAAAGGCAGCUCGGCGCGACCUGGACGAGGACGCAGAGCAGACUUUGGAGAGCGUUCGUCAGGAGGCCAAGCUCUUCGCCAUGCUGCAUCACCCCAACGUCAUGGGCCUGCUGGGCGUGUGCCUUCGCGAACCCAAUCUGUGUCUAGUGAUGGAGUACGCCCGCGGUGGGCCACUUAACCGCGCCCUGGCCGGAAAACGUAUCCCUCCGCACACGCUGGUGGACUGGGCGGUGCAGGUCGCUCAGGCUAUGAGAUACCUUCACUGCCAGGCCAUUGUUCCCAUCAUUCACCGAGACCUCAAGUCCAGCAACGUCCUGAUUCUGGAGAAGGUAGAGAACGAUGACUUGAGCAACAAGACUCUGAAGAUCACAGAUUUUGGCUUGGCGCGAGAAUGGCACCGCACCACCAAGAUGAGCGCGGCAGGCACCUACGCCUGGAUGGCACCCGAGGUCAUCCGCUCCUCCACCUUUUCCAAGGGCAGCGAUGUGUGGAGUUAUGGUGUGCUUUUAUGGGAGCUGCUGACAGGCGAGGUGCCAUUUCGAGGUAUUGAUGGUUUGGCCGUGGCAUAUGGAGUCGCCAUGAACAAACUGGCACUGCCAAUCCCCUCGACCUGCCCAGAGCCUUUCGCUCGCCUUAUAGAAGACUGUUGGAACUUAGAUCCCCAUUCCCGCCCCACCUUCACCAAUAUCCUGGACCAGCUGACGGCCAUCGAAGAGUCAGGCUUCUUUGAGAUGCCUGUGGAGUCCUUCCAUUCCCUGCAGGAUGACUGGAAAGUUGAAAUCCAGGAGAUGUUCGACCAGCUCAGGGCAAAAGAGAAGGAGCUACGUUCAUGGGAAGAGGAGCUGAGCAAGGCAGCACUGCAGCAAAAGUGCCAGGAGGAGGCGCUAAGGAGGCGUGAGCAGGAGCUGGCCGAGAGGGAGAUCCACAUCCUGGAACGUGAGCUCAAUGUCAUCAUUCACCAGCUGUAUCGAGAGAAACCACGUGUGGAAAGUCGCCAGGGAAAAUUCCGCCGCAGCCGACUUAAAUUACGUGACGGCAACCGCAUCAGCCUGCCUUCUGAUUUCCAGCAUAAAAUUACGGUGCAGGCGUCUCCAUCUCUGGACCGCCGGCGAAGUCUACUAGGCAGCAGCUUCAGCCCCCCCACCAGCCCACCCAUCCUACCACGUCUCCGAGCUAUCCAGUUGACUCCUGGAGCUGGGGCUCAAGCGUGGGGUCGUAAUGCAGCUUUUCAACAUGAUGAAGAGGAGGAAAAAGAAGAGAGGAAGAGUUCUCGUAAAAACCGACGUAUCCGUGGCACGGGGCCACUCCGGGAGCACAGUGCCGAUGAAACGUUAAGGCCUCCGAAAGAGGGGAAUAGGCAGCGUUCAUGCAGUGCUCCAAAUCUGCGAAGGUCACCCAGACACAGCCCUGCAGUUCCAGGUGUUCCCAGCCUGGCAGAGACAGAGAAUGAAGAUUGCUGCUGUCAGGCAGAGCCGGGUAACUCUCCCAGCCAAUCCUACCUCUGCAUCCCUUUUCACCGGGAGGGCCCUGUUGCCGAUGGUUACGGAGGAGUGGAUAGCCAGACCCCAGAUGCCUCACCGAAUUUCUCAUCCCGGCGAAGUCCCAGUGGGGGUCGGAGGUCUGAACUGGUGUUACUGGGCUGCGGUGCGUUGCUGGCAGCUGUGGGGUUGGGUCUGAACCUCCUGGAGCUAAGCCAACCGGAGGAGAGCACACGCACACGCUGGGAUACGCUUUUUCACCGUGCCGGGGGCCACCGGCACAACACAAGCCCCCCCACACGAAAGCUGUUCAAACGAGAGAGCCCGCUGCGACCACCUCCUCUGCCCCCCUCACUCACGCUGCUCUCCCUCUCCUCUGUCUCUGACUGCAACUCCACACGUUCGCUCCUGCGUUCGGACAGCGAGGAGCUGCUAGUGUACCGACCCCCCUCCCCGCCCAAAGCUCCACCCCCAGCACCGCCUCCUCCGCAGACCCCACCUCCACCCCUGCCUCCCAAUCCAUUGGUCAACACCCACUUGGAGAGUUUUAAGAGGAAUCCGCGUCAAUCGCUCACACCCACACAUAUACCUUCUGCCUCUAGCUCAACCCGUAGCCUCCACCGUACGCCAUCCGAUGGGGCCAUCAAGAGGGGUGGUGUUCCAAACCACACCCAUCCAGUUACACCUGCUAAAGCCACACAAGACAACUCAGUUGUUAGUCCAUGGGGCCUGAAAGAAGAUACUGGUGAGGUGCCUCGUUUGCCGGAUCCGAACGUGGUUUUUCCUCCCACCCCACGCCGCCGAUGUCAACUGGAACGACCUAAAACUCUAGAUUUCAUGGCGAGGCCCCGCCCCUCACCACGUGCUCGCUGUGAAGCACCCUGGGGUGACUCCCCUGCUCACACGUCCAGUACUGAAACCCCACCCACUGUGGAGUUUAGUGGUGGAGUUGCAGUGUUGCCAACCCCAAUGGAGCUACCAACCCCAUGCUCUCCCUGGAAGACUGGCAGCCUUCUGGACCAGCAAGAUGAGGGCCAGUGUAUGGAUGGAACACGCCCGCUCUGCAGACCUGAGCCCACUCUACCCAAAAGCUCCCCGUACAGAGUGCGGCCAGGUUUCUGGUCUUAA